Molecule: messenger RNA, 1371 nt
Organism: Chrysoperla carnea
Lineage: Eukaryota; Metazoa; Arthropoda; Insecta; Neuroptera; Chrysopidae
Product: glutathione S-transferase-like
Exons: 5
Coding region: 61-684 (207 amino acids)
Biological process (GO): glutathione metabolic process
Molecular function (GO): glutathione transferase activity
Source: RefSeq, a predicted model, not a curated record
AUUAUUCAUAAAUUAUCUCCGAGUAUAAUUUUAUACAUUGUACUGAGUUGACUAACAAAAAUGUCUUCCUAUAAAGUAACAUACUUUAACAUUACCGCUUUGGGUGAACCAAUCCGUUUCUUACUUUCGUAUGGUGGACAAGAUUUUGAGGAUAAUCGAAUUACUCUCGGAAAAGGAAAAGGCGGUGAACAAUGGGAAAAAUUAAAACCAAGUACACCAUUUGGGCAAAUGCCUCUAUUGGAAGUUGACGGAAAAGUAGCCCAUCAACAUCUUGCUAUUUGUCGUUAUUUAGGAAAGAAAUUUGGAUUAGUCGGUGAUAAUGAUUGGGAGGCACUACAAAUUGAUACAAUAGCUGAUACCGUGAAUGAUUAUAGAUUAAAAUUGGUUCCCACAUAUUGGAUAGAUGAUGAAGAAUUAAAAGAAAAAAAUUAUGCAGAGGCAAUUAAAACUACAAUUCCUUUCUAUUUAGAAAGAAUUAACGAUCUUGCUGAAAGUGGUUAUUUAGCGAAUGGAAAGUUAUCGUGGGCAGAUGUACAUCUUGCUGCGUUACUCGAUUAUCUUAGUAUGUUAACGCGAUUUAGUAUUGUGGAUAAGUAUCCAAAUUUGAAAAAAGUUCAAAAUAAUGUUUUAGCAUUACCAUCCAUCAAGGCAUACCUUGCUAAACGUCCUAAAACAGACUUUUAACAUUUUUUCGUCAAGCAUGGGCAGGUAGGGACAACUGACCCUAUCCAGAGAUUCAAAUUCCACUCUCAGAUUCAUAGUCAAUAAAACCAUUCGCCGGGAAACUACGAGAAGAAAUCAUUCAAGAUGCAUCAGACUCUAGGUAUACUACAUUUUACCCUACUAUUUUAAGAAUGUAUACAUCUGAUGGAUUAUUAAUCUGAAUGUAGACAGUAAAACAUAUAGACAUGAUAUAGACACUCACUUCUAACUAGUUAGGAUUAAAAUUGUACAAAAAAACAAUAUAUGCAGGUUUAAAAAAAAUGUUCUUAAUAAUCCUGUUUACAUCAAGGCCCCACUCCCCGAGGUUGUCAACUUAUGCUCGGAUCUUUUUUUGCCGAAAACGCUUUGUUGAAGAAAAGUUUAACUUAGCAGAAUAAAAUAGAACACUCUAUUUAUAAGUAUGUGAUUAUAAAUGUUAUAUAUUAUUUCUCUAGGCUGAUUACUCCUGAGUACGCGAUAUCUUCCUAAAAAACCGGUUAGGAAAAAACAGGCUAGCAUUAGAGAAAUAAUAUUUUAAUUUAAUUUAAUUUUGUUCAUUAUGUAAUUUGUAUAUCAUAUCUGUAAUAAAAUUGCCUAUAAAUAAAAAGAAUAAUUCCUAAUUCUGCAUAAUUCCUCAUAGAUCGAGCUAGUAAUAAUGUAAUAAUUUAU